Molecule: messenger RNA, 4024 nt
Organism: Pan troglodytes (chimpanzee)
Lineage: Eukaryota; Metazoa; Chordata; Mammalia; Primates; Hominidae
Product: SCY1-like protein 2
Exons: 1
Coding region: 311-3100 (929 amino acids)
Biological process (GO): protein phosphorylation
Molecular function (GO): protein kinase activity; ATP binding
Source: RefSeq, a predicted model, not a curated record
GGGCCGCCCAGGCUGGUGAGUGUUGCCUGGUGACGGGCCUGCCGGCGGCCGGCCGGGCGAUCAGCGGUCGGCGCCCGCGCAAAGCGGGGCUGGGCGAGCAGCGAGCUCCGGGGAGCGGAUCCGAGAGGGCCGAGUCCUCGAAAGAGGCCUUGAGGCGACGGGAGACCCGGGAUCGAAGUCAGCUGCCGGAGGGAGAGCCCCCCAUGCCGGCUCGAGAGCUCGGGUUUCGGUGGUGGAGAACGUAGUACCUUUCGGGGACAUUGGACACUACUCUAGGACCGGGUAACUAUAACUACCCAAUAUUGCAGCCAUGGAGUCCAUGCUUAAUAAAUUGAAGAGUACUGUUACAAAAGUAACAGCUGAUGUCACUAGUGCUGUAAUGGGAAAUCCUGUCACUAGAGAAUUUGAUGUUGGUCGACACAUUGCCAGUGGUGGCAAUGGGCUAGCUUGGAAGAUUUUUAAUGGCACAAAAAAGUCAACAAAGCAGGAAGUGGCAGUUUUUGUCUUUGAUAAAAAACUGAUUGACAAGUAUCAAAAAUUUGAAAAGGAUCAAAUCAUUGAUUCUCUAAAACGAGGAGUCCAACAGUUAACUCGGCUUCGACACCCUCGACUUCUUACUGUCCAGCAUCCUUUAGAAGAAUCCAGGGAUUGCUUGGCAUUUUGUACAGAACCAGUUUUUGCCAGUUUAGCCAAUGUUCUUGGUAACUGGGAAAAUCUACCUUCCCCUAUAUCUCCAGACAUUAAGGAUUAUAAACUUUAUGAUGUAGAAACCAAAUAUGGUUUGCUUCAGGUUUCUGAAGGAUUGUCAUUCUUGCAUAGCAGUGUGAAAAUGGUGCAUGGAAAUAUCACUCCUGAAAAUAUAAUUUUGAAUAAAAGUGGAGCCUGGAAAAUAAUGGGUUUUGAUUUUUGUGUAUCAUCAACCAAUCCUUCUGAACAAGAGCCUAAAUUUCCUUGUAAAGAAUGGGACCCAAAUUUACCUUCAUUGUGUCUUCCAAAUCCUGAAUAUUUGGCUCCUGAAUACAUACUUUCUGUGAGCUGUGAAACAGCCAGUGAUAUGUAUUCUUUAGGAACUGUUAUGUAUGCUGUAUUUAAUAAAGGGAAACCUAUAUUUGAAGUCAACAAGCAAGAUAUUUACAAGAGUUUCAGUAGGCAGUUGGAUCAGUUGAGUCGUUUAGGAUCUAGUUCACUUACAAAUAUACCUGAGGAAGUUCGUGAACAUGUAAAGCUACUGUUAAAUGUAACUCCGACUGUAAGACCAGAUGCAGAUCAAAUGACAAAGAUUCCCUUCUUUGAUGAUGUUGGUGCAGUAACACUGCAAUAUUUUGAUACCUUAUUCCAAAGAGAUAAUCUUCAGAAAUCACAGUUUUUCAAAGGACUGCCAAAGGUUCUACCAAAACUGCCCAAGCGUGUCAUUGUGCAGAGAAUUUUGCCUUGUUUGACUUCAGAAUUUGUAAACCCUGACAUGGUACCUUUUGUUUUGCCCAAUGUUCUACUUAUUGCUGAGGAAUGCACCAAAGAAGAAUAUGUCAAAUUAAUUCUACCUGAACUUGGCCCUGUGUUUAAGCAGCAGGAGCCAAUCCAGAUUUUGUUAAUUUUCCUACAAAAAAUGGAUUUGCUACUAACCAAAACCCCUCCUGAUGAGAUAAAGAACAGUGUUCUACCCAUGGUUUACAGAGCACUAGAAGCUCCUUCCAUUCAGAUCCAGGAGCUCUGUCUAAACAUCAUUCCAACCUUUGCAAAUCUUAUAGACUACCCAUCCAUGAAAAACGCUUUGAUACCAAGAAUUAAAAAUGCUUGUCUACAAACAUCUUCCCUUGCGGUUCGUGUAAAUUCAUUAGUGUGCUUAGGAAAGAUUUUGGAAUACUUGGAUAAGUGGUUUGUACUUGAUGAUAUCCUACCCUUCUUACAACAAAUUCCAUCCAAGGAACCUGCGGUCCUCAUGGGAAUUUUAGGUAUUUACAAAUGUACUUUUACUCAUAAGAAGUUGGGAAUCACCAAAGAGCAGCUGGCCGGAAAAGUGUUGCCUCACCUUAUUCCCCUGAGUAUUGAAAAUAAUCUUAAUCUUAAUCAGUUCAAUUCUUUCAUUUCCGUCAUAAAAGAAAUGCUUAAUAGAUUGGAGUCUGAACAUAAGACUAAACUGGAGCAACUUCAUAUAAUGCAAGAACAGCAGAAAUCUUUGGAUAUAGGAAAUCAAAUGAAUGUUUCUGAGGAGACGAAAGUUACAAAUAUUGGGAAUCAGCAAAUUGACAAAGUUUUUAACAACAUUGGAGCAGACCUUCUGACUGGCAGUGAGUCCGAAAAUAAAGAGGACGGGUUACAGAAUAAACAUAAAAGAGCAUCACUUACACUUGAAGAAAAACAAAAAUUAGCAAAAGAACAAGAGCAGGCACAGAAGCUGAAAAGCCAGCAGCCUCUUAAACCCCAAGUGCACACACCUGUUGCUACUGUUAAACAGACUAAGGACUUGACAGACACAUUGAUGGAUAAUAUGUCAUCCUUGACCAGCCUUUCUGUUAGUACCCCUAAAUCUUCUGCUUCAAGUACUUUCACUUCUGUUCCUUCCAUGGGCAUUGGUAUGAUGUUUUCUACACCAACUGAUAAUACAAAGAGAAAUUUGACAAAUGGCCUAAAUGCCAAUAUGGGCUUUCAGACUUCAGGAUUCAACAUGCCCGUUAAUACAAACCAGAACUUCUACAGUAGUCCAAGCACAGUUGGAGUGACCAAGAUGACUCUGGGAACACCUCCCACUUUGCCAAACUUCAAUGCUUUGAGUGUUCCUCCUGCUGGUGCAAAGCAGACCCAACAAAGACCCACAGAUAUGUCUGCCCUUAAUAAUCUCUUUGGCCCUCAGAAACCCAAAGUUAGCAUGAACCAGUUAUCACAACGGAAACCAAAUCAGUGGCUUAAUCAGUUUGUACCUCCUCAAGGUUCUCCAGCUAUGGGCAGUUCAGUAAUGGGGACACAGAUGAACGUGAUAGGACAAUCUGCUUUUGGUAUGCAGGGUAAUCCUUUCUUUAACCCACAGAACUUUGCACAGCCACCAACUACUAUGACCAAUAGCAGUUCAGCUAGCAAUGAUUUAAAAGAUCUUUUUGGGUGAGGUGUCUUACUUCUAUUUUGAAGGAUUAUUUCAGUUUCAAUCAUGGGUGAGCUGAUUUACAUCUUUAUAUAGUUGGCUUGGAGGAAGUACUUCUAUGGGAAAGUGAACAGUUCUGUGACAGGAAACAUCUCUGUCCAUGCCAGCAUAGUAGUUGUAUGGACUUCUAACCAGUUGAGUUUUUUUAAAGCAUUGAGGAUAUUUUUCCUCUUACCAACUCCUCUUCAGGUUUUUAAAGACCCAGCCCUUCCCAAUCUCAAAGAGAAAAAGGACAACUGAGUUAUCUUGAAUAACAUAACUUUUUAAUCAAAUGUUUAUUUUGGCUUGUGGAUCUUGGUGUUAUUUAAAAAAUUGAGGUGAUGGUCAUUGCAAGCUCAUCUAUUAAGUACUAUAUGGUACACAGUCUAUGAGUCAUUAGUCUUCAUUUUGAUAUGUAAAAAAUCUUGAUGCUGUAUUGAUUUGUUUGCAUUUAAGAUGACAGUGAGAAAAUGAUAAGCAUAAAGAGAAGUAUCAGGUUAUUUGCUUUUUCCAAACUUCUCAGAUGAACUAUUGUUUAGUACAGAGACUGAGCAAAUACUACAAAAUUCAACUUAACCUUCAUUUCAUUGGUUUAAAUGCGUUAUUAACCAUCUUAAGUGCAAACUAAUCAUUGUAAAUUAUAUUUUAGCAUGGUCUGCCUCAAAUAGUAAUGUAUUUUUCUGCAUUCACUUGGAUAUCUUUAGAAUCACUUUUUUCCUCCUGUAUCAAGGAAGAGGUAUGUGCUGAUUUGUUUGGAUAUUUGACAAGGCACUCUGAUGUGACUUCCCUGACUACUACCUUCAUAUUUCAUUUCAAAUUCAAACUUCUGAGGUUGCAGCAUAUAUGAAUUGCGUUUUCAAAAGAAGAUUUGUAAGAAUUAAACUAUAUUUAUGAGUAAAAAAAAAAAAA